UUGAAUUGUCAUUUCGCUGCUGACCAUGACAUCAUCGAGAAUAAAAAGACAAUAAUAACAGAGAAAAUAGCAAGAAAAUGAGUUGAGACAUGGCUUACAGAACACUGGAACGGGAAGCAAGUUUUGCCUUUGGAUCCACCUCCUCCUGUCUUGAUGGUGUUCCGUUUACCAUAAGUUCACAGUUUCAGGUCCCAAAUAAGGUUAGGUUACAGGCAGAUUUUCUGAGAAGUCCAAAACAUGCCAGGGAAGAGUAUAACUUUGAGAUUGAAGAAGGUGUUAUGAAAUGGGCCGAAGAAAGGGAAAGAGCAAUUGAGAGAGAACGCCAGAUACAAGCACAAAAAAGACUUGAGGAAGAGAUCCAAGCUGGGAAAGUUAACAGUUGCCCAAUAAGAAUAACACAGGAGGAAUCAGAUUCUGAACCAGAAGAUGAAUGGCUGAAAAGUAAAUCUCAGAAUACUAGUUUCCCAGGAGAUCCACAAAAUACUGCACGUGAAAAACCAAAACCUCCACCUCGUCCUCCUCAACCAAGAGGUCCUGUGAUAAGUAAUGGUAUUUUGACACCAAUUCCUAUCUCCUCAGCAAACAAUGAAAAAACAGUGUCAGGAACUAGUAAACCUGUAGAUGUAACCCUAUUUGAAACAGAAGAUAAUCCUUUUGAUAUGUUUGAAAGACAGACUUUGAACGAUUUAGAGGAGUUGAAAAAUGUGUUCCAAUGUACAAAUCAAACGACUAGUGUCACUAGUACGGAACCACUUGAUGAUACACAGCAAACCUUCAGAAAUACAAGCUCACAAUUCAUUGGAAAUGGACAAAAUGCUGUAACAGGGAAUUCACAAAUGUCUGGAGAUAAUUAUGAAAAUAUUCAUUUUAGUAACGGUCAAGGUCCCAAUGGAAGAUGUGUUUCCAGUGGUGCUAAUAUAAACAAUGCAUUUAGCAGCAGUCCCGAGCCUACUGAUAAUGCUGGAGAUUAUGUAACACUAAAAACCGAACCUGAGCAUCCAAAUAAAACAUCCCAAAUGGACUUGAAUAAAUUACCCCCAGUUCCUCCUCGGAGAUUUUUAGUCAGCAAUGAUCCCCUCCCACCAAUAAAUUAUCAAAGUGAUAGAAGUGCAAUAGCUAAUCAACCCCUACAACAAAUGACUGUCAAUAGUACAAAUUAUGGAAAUUUCAAUUCUGUAGAACCUAAUCCAUUUGCAUUAGACACAUUUACAAACGCUCAUGCAACUGAAUAUGAAAACACAAAUAAACCAUACUUCAAACCAUUAGAUUCUGAUAUUCCUAGUUAUGAAAAUAUUGACAUUCAAAGUGAAAGAGUUGUGUUUAGUAAGAAAAGUGAAUCUUCGCUAUCACAUGAGUCAUUAUUAAAGACUGCAUCAAAAACAAAUGCAUCUAGUUAUGUAAAUGUUGCUCCCGCAGCGCCAUUUAAUGACAGUUCAAUACGAAAUGCCAAAAGUUCACCGGAUAUUGUCAAAACCGUGAAUGGUGUGGAAAAUUCUAGUGAAGUGUUUGAUAGAGCACCAUUUCCACUGUCAAAAUCUCCACCAUACAGACCUUCAUCACAACAGGAUCUUGUAAAACAAAAUUUAUAUGUUGACUUGCCAUCAUGGAACAAAUACUCUCCCCUUCCUUCCCCAUCAGGAGCAUCAAACAACAGUAGUAGUACAAGUGACUUCGCUAGUCCAUCCGAGGUGGAUCCAUAUCUUAAACUCACCCCUGAGCUUCAGGGGGUUGUCAAUAAUCUAGUCGGUAUGGGAUUCUCUCGACCCAGAGUUGCUCGGGCUGUUGAAAAUUUUGGCUGUGACGAAAAAGAGAUUGUUGAUCAUUUAUUCAGUGUAGAUAAGAUGACAGAAGUUGGUUAUGAUACAUACCAAAGUGAAUUGGCAUUAGUUCUGCAUAAAAAUGAUAAACAAAAGGCAGAAGCAUACUUAAAGAUAUUCAAACAAUUCCAGGAGUUGGGAUUCAGUGGUGACAGAAUAAAAGAAGCAUUAGUUAAGUUUGAGAAUGAUGGUGACAAGGCUCUGGACUAUCUUACCACUUAAAUAAUAAAUAUUGUUGUGAAACAAAUUACCUAUGUGAUAGGAGCUGAUAGAGGCAUAAUUGAUAUUUUUGACAGUAUUUGUAAAUGGGUAAAAGCAUACGAACAUGUGGAUGUAAGUGCCGAAAGCUAGAAAUGCAAUCACUGGCAGAUGAAGCUAAAAUAGUAUCAGUAUUUAUAACUUUUUAAAAAGUUUCAAUACAUAGAACCUUGCUGAGUAACUAUUUAUGGUAUUUAAUUUUCAACAACAAAACAUGCAUGUAAAAAGGGUAUUUCACAAAUUAAAACCUUAUAUUUUUAUACUAAUUUACUCAUUUCUUAAAAACAAUAACUGAAAAUUUGUAUAAAUGAAUGAUUACUUUGUACAUUUUGUAAUUCUGAUUAUUUUUUAUUAGUUUAACAUUUGCUAUAAAUUCUCUGUAUUCAGAGUCUAAAAACUUAAGAGUGAUUUCAUUGUUUGUUCUUCAAAAUGAAGAUAAACCUAUCACAUGUUUUUAGGAAAUUCUUGACCAAUCAAAACAUUUGGUCUGAACUUUUAUAAAUACUUCCCAGCAUGUUUCAGAUUCUGAAACGGUUUAUUACAGAGCAACCUAUUUUUGUUUAUUUUGAGCAAUUUAGACUAAAUCAUAUGUAACACUUGAUGUCCAGUAGCCUGAACCCUGUUGAAACUUUUGAAAAUGAAUUUACUAGUGUAUGAAACCAAGCAAAUGUAGUUAGACCAAUCAAAGUAAAGAAUAAAGUUAUUUUUCUUAUGACUAUUGCUGCAGAGUGCUGUUUUCCAGCAAGGAAAACAUCUUCCUGCAUAAUUUAAUGUCAUAAAUAGAUUCAUGAAUCUGAAAUUGAGUUUUUAAGAAAGGGCUAUAUUUAUGGAAUAGCCCUAUUACCAGUGACAGAAAACACUUAUAUUAGCUGCAUAACUGUGAUCUUAAUUUAUUCCAUUUGUAUGUAUUGUUUUGUUUGUUGAAGAAUCCAUUUAUGUUUUGUGUAACUAUGUUUUAAUGUUAUGUAUAUUAGGAAUUAAAACAGGAUGGGGUACCUGCCAUGAAAUUUGCCUUUAGCAUUUAGAUAUCACUAAAUGAAUCAACCAGAUUGUUAUAGUAUUAUUAUUCUAGUGUGCUAGGGGGUUAAACAGAUAUGUUUUAUUAAAAGGUAUUGCAUUGUUGAACAGCUUUCAUGAUAUUUAAAAGCUGGUAAUGGAAGCAAUUAGUUUUAAAAAGCUUGUUUAAUCAUUUGCAUACUGUCAUAUUGUGAUGUAAACAAAAUUUUAAUAAUUUGACUGUUGUAAUAAUUCCCAGUGAAUUUGAUACUGAUGUUGUGAAAUGUAGCCCUCAACGAUAACUUGUCUUUUGUAAAGCAAGCAGAAAGAUUUAUAUGGCUUCUUUUAAAAUUUCCCAAAUAUCUCCACCCUUUUAUAGUAAUUUACUUUUAAAAAAUACAAAUUUUAAUACUGCAUUUUGGGUUUAUUUUGUAUUGCUGGAAAACAACUAAAUGCCCUUAGCCAGGAUGUCUUUUAAUAUGUAGAAAUUACGGAAAAUUCAACAAUUGAACUUGUAUAAACUUGAAAAGAAGUUGUAAAAAUAAUGUUCAAACAUAUUUUUUACACUUACAGCAUUGCCUAAAUUUUCUUCUUUAUUUUUUUAAAUGUUUUUUUUUUUAAUAAUUAACGGCAAAGAAACCAAUUGAAAUAAACAUGGACCUAUCCCAACAAUUAAUUGCAAUUUAUCUGUUACUAUAAAGCUACUUAAAGGGGCAUUAGCUAUGAGAUGUAAAAAACAUAAAAGUAUGAUUUUUUUUUUGUUCAAUCAUUAAUGAAAGUGAAAUGGUGAAAUAAUAAUUCAUUUUUAGCAGCCACUUUGGUUCAAAUUGGUCAAAAUAAGAUCAGAAACAUUACUUGCAAGUGAAUAAUUCGACCUCAUUGAAACCAUAUUCAUCUUACCUUCUAUUUACUUAGCUAGAAAUGGGUUAUGCAUGAGCUAAGCAUGUCCAGCUGUUAAAAGGAAAAGAAUGUCAGCAUUGAAAGUGAAACAAGGAUAAACCAUUUGGUUGAUUGAAUCGAUCCACAAUAACUCAUUCUCAUACAGGUAAAAACGAUGAUUAACAUAUUUUUAUAACCUAUAAUAUGAAAUCAAACAGACCUCUUACAAUUCAAUUGCACGAGUUCGCUAUCUAUUUAUAUCUAUAUGUUUAUAUUGGGUUAUAUGACCGUCGGCAGUCUUCGGAGGUCACCUUGAUAGUUAAUUAGAUGGUGUCUAGACUAAAAUACACACGAAAUGCUGAUACAUAUUAUUGAGUACAUGCAUGGUAAAUUGCUUAUUUUAGACUUUUUAUAAUUUGGAUACACAUUUUAGUAUGUUAUAAAUCAAAUAUGAGAAUGUGAGUCAAAUCGGUGAACACGAAUUUGACAGCUACCGGUAAUGCCCCUUUAAUAUUCCUUGUAGAAUUGAACUGAAAGUUACAGUGAAACCAGCAUUAUUUUUAUAUUGUGAUAGUCCAAUAUCACUUGAAAGAAGCUACAUGAACAGUAGUUGAAUAUGUUACUAUUGUCAUUUUAAAGUGUUACCAUAUGAUAAAAGGGUUUUUACACAGAUACUUGUAAACAUUAUUUCAUAUACAUUUUUUAAUUGAAAAGCUUGUGCUGUAUAAUAUUCAAUUUUGGACACUAUUGCAAUAAUCCUAUAUUAUGUUCAUGUGGGUUUUUUAUUUAGUACUAAGUUAUAUAACAUCAAAUAAAAGUAGUAGUAUGAUCACUAGAAAUGCAUGAUCACUAGACAUGCAAUGCAACACAGAUGUUUUACAUAUCCAAACUAAAUUACUAUAUGAUAUUUCAUUAUAAAACCUUGCUUUUAAUGAUAUUGUGUUCAUAUUUUUUAUUCGAGUGUAAGCUUAUUUUUUUACCAAUUUUGUUAAAAAUGUGAAAGCAUAGACUGGUGAAGUAUUUUGUUUGUUUCAUGCAUGCAAUUGUCAAAUGAUCUAAUGAUAAUGUGUUGUUGUUUCUGGAAAGCAAUGAAUAUAUUUGACAAUAGGUCCUGUGCAUAUUGAAAUUGGCAGGAAAUGUUACAAACAAACAUAUGUAUGACAAUUGAUAUAACUGUUAUCUGUUCCUUUUAAUCAGAGUAAAAAAUCUGAUAUGUA
Messenger RNA from Mytilus californianus (California mussel), 5167 nucleotides. RefSeq lists its product as uncharacterized. The transcript has 9 exons. Gene Ontology annotation, biological process: ubiquitin-dependent protein catabolic process via the multivesicular body sorting pathway. Lineage: Eukaryota; Metazoa; Mollusca; Bivalvia; Mytilida; Mytilidae. Gene Ontology annotation, cellular component: ESCRT I complex. Bases 90 to 2039 code for a protein of 649 amino acids. Gene Ontology annotation, molecular function: ubiquitin binding. The record is from RefSeq and is a predicted model, not a curated record.